CGUCACGGAAAAGCCCCAUCCUGGGUUGGCGGGCGCCUUAUAAAUCUCGGUGCAGCUGCAAGCAGUGGUAUGGACAGCGGCUCCGUGGAUCCGGCAUCACAGGCGAGCAACGCGCAGAUAUCCACCCAACAGCCGGGGUCCAGCCAAGACCCCACAAUGACUCUGAAUAAUGUUACCAUGCGCCAGGGCACUGUAGGCAUGCAGCCACAGCAGCGUUGGAGCAUCCCUGCCGAUGGAAGGCACCUGAUGGUCCAGAAGGAGCCUCAUCAGUGCAACCCCCGCAACCGCUACUCCAUCACUCCUGAAGACCACUGUCGCCACAGCUGGUCCUCUGACUCCACAGACUCCGUCAUCUCUUCUGAGUCAGGAAACACCUACUACCGUGUGGUGCUUAUAGGGGAGCAAGGGGUGGGCAAGUCCACCCUGGCCAACAUCUUUGCUGGUGUUCAUGACAGCAUGGACAGUGACUGCGAGGUGCUGGGAGAAGACACAUAUGAGCGCACCCUGAUUGUUGAUGGAGAGAGUGCAACGAUUAUCCUCCUGGACAUGUGGGAAAACAAGGGGGAGAAUGAAUGGCUGCAGGACCACUGCAUGCAAGUUGGGGAUGCCUACCUGAUUGUCUACUCCAUCACAGACCGAGCAAGCUUUGAGAAGGCAUCUGAGCUGAGAAUCCAGCUCCGCAGGGCCCGGCAGACAGAAGACAUUCCUAUCAUUUUGGUUGGCAACAAAAGUGAUUUAGUGCGGUGUCGUGAAGUGUCUGUGUCAGAAGGGAGAGCAUGUGCUGUGGUGUUUGACUGCAAGUUCAUUGAGACCUCUGCAGCUGUGCAGCACAAUGUGAAAGAGCUGUUUGAGGGCAUCGUGCGUCAGGUCCGCCUGCGUCGGGACAGCAAGGAAAAGAACGAGCAGAGGCUGGCCUACCAGAAAAGACGGGAGAGCAUCCCCAGGAAAGCCAGGCGCUUCUGGGGCAAGAUCGUGGCCAAAAACAACAAGAACAUGGCCUUCAAACUCAAGUCGAAAUCCUGCCAUGACCUCUCUGUGCUCUAGGCACCCGGGGUCAUCCAGAUGUCCCCCUGAUGGACAUCACUGCAGGCCUUUGGGACUAAUACUAAUAAUCUAUAUUAGAUUGAAUACUUAAGUAUCCUUAGAUGUGGCUUUCCCCGUUGCAAAUGGGAACCAAUAUGUUAGCCUCAUGGGUAACAAAAUGCAUGGGAAAUGAACGAUCUUUGUCGAGACGAUAUUUAUCUACAGGAAAAGCUUGACCUUGCUAUGCGGACAUCUAACACUCAUUUCAUGUUCGGGGGUUCACAUAAGGUUUUUCUCUUUUUUGGGCUGCAGAAUAUUGAAGUUAAUGAAGAACGUCCAGAACAGGAUUGCCUCAGCAUUAAUGUUUUACCCAGUGUUUUUCUAUGGGAAUUGGAGGCCGUUGAGUCAUAAAGAAACCUAGGAAAACUGUCAGUAUAUUCAAAGGAGGAGAGCUGUCUGUGUACCUUAUCUCCAUGGAGCUGCAGGUGUAGAACUGGCCCCGUUACAAUCGUGACGAUUACUGCUCCAUCAAACUGUGAAAAGAAGUGAUGGAACUUGCUGGAAACUAAAGUGUAUUAACAGUUUUUGUUUAAAGACCACAGAGAUUUGUAGACUUAGAAACUAAUACGUGUACCACUUAUAAGUUAAAAAAAUUGUUUACUUAUGUGUCUUACAGGUUUUUAUUUAGAGGAAACUAUUCUCCCCACAUUUUGAUUAGUCACACCGUCCUUCAUGUUUCAUUGCCUUUGAGCUAUCAAAGAAUAUUUUUUUAAAAAUCUGAAUUACUGAUAACUUGGAAUGCAAAAUGAUUAUAUUUUCAACAUAAUCAAAAGCCUGAAUUUUUGUAAAGCAUAAAAACUUCCCAUUCUUUGGGUUGGUUCUUGUACGCCACAGCUUCGUUCUAUUUAUUAUUAUUUUGCAAAAUAACCAUUUUAACAUUUGAUAAAGCAUAUUUAUGAACAUAUUUCUUAAUGAGAAAAAUAUCCAUUUUAUUACCUUUUCUAUCUUUUUCAAAACAUACAAGUUUUUACCUAUAUGUCUUAUAAUAAAAAAAAUAAAA
This is a messenger RNA of Nannospalax galili (Upper Galilee mountains blind mole rat), 2083 nucleotides long. It is a transcript of the gene Gem, whose product is annotated as GTP binding protein overexpressed in skeletal muscle. Gene Ontology annotation, biological process: negative regulation of high voltage-gated calcium channel activity. Gene Ontology annotation, cellular component: plasma membrane. Gene Ontology annotation, molecular function: calcium channel regulator activity; GTPase activity; GTP binding. The transcript has 5 exons. The record is from RefSeq and is a predicted model, not a curated record. Bases 70 to 1044 code for a protein of 324 amino acids. NCBI's taxonomy places the organism in Eukaryota, Metazoa, Chordata, Mammalia, Rodentia, Spalacidae.